AUGUCGCGUGGCUAUUUUGCUCGUUCCCCGACACUAGCAGACUCCACACCCUGGCGGACUUCAGCCCGCAUAGCUGCCUCACGCAACUGCGCACGAUUAACGUGUGAAACAGACCACGCACCCGAAAAUGGUCUUUCUGCGCAACAUGCCCCUAGCCUUCUCCCAGUCGAAAUAGUAGCUGCGAGUUACUGCCUCAUAACGGACAAGGUUGUCGGGGUGCUUGUUCAGCGCGCUGAGCAGGCGCAUUACCUGCUCUCCGGUUUGGCUCUUGCCAAACUCGUCCUGCAAGAUGCGGAUGACCUUGGACUCCAGCUGCGUGUGCUCGACCACAUGCGGCCACUCCUUCCUAGGGUUGUCCAGGAGGACCUUCAUGAUUGCCCGCACCAUCGGGAGGUCGCCCACCCGUCUGCAAACGAGGUUCACGAUCUCCUCUUUGAGCAAACGGUCAACCACGUAUUGAGAGUUUACGCGCAGCAUGGGGCCAUCCGCACCCGUGAGCUCGGCGCCUUGCAUCACGUGGUAUAUGGCGGAGUUCAUUGCCGCAAGCGGGUCGUUUGGGUCCGUUCCUCUCGAGGUGACCUCCACAGUCGUCAAACGAUGACGGUAUGA
Messenger RNA from Babesia ovata, 609 nucleotides. Its product is annotated as DEAD DEAH box helicase, putative. The transcript has a single exon. NCBI's taxonomy places the organism in Eukaryota, Apicomplexa, Aconoidasida, Piroplasmida, Babesiidae. The record is from RefSeq and is a predicted model, not a curated record. The coding region runs from base 1 to 609 and encodes 202 amino acids.